CGUUGAGCAGCGCCUUGAGCAGGCAGGAGCGGCGGUGGAGGACAGAAUGGAGCGGGCCGGCAUUGACCCGCCCGCCCUGCAGUUUGCCCCCUUCGCCAGCGCCUUGGACGCGGGCUUCUGGCACGAACUGACCCGGAGGAAGCUGAACGACUACAGGCUGGACGAGAGUCCCCGGAACAUCAAGGCGUAUUACUAUAAUGGUGAUCAAUCUGGACUGCCAACUCGACUAACUUUGGAGUUCAGUGCGUUUGAUGUGAAUGCUGUGACUUCACCACGAUGUUGCCCUAUAUUUGGGACUCUGUACAACACCAAUACUCUACAGUCAUUUAAAUCCACUGAUAAGAAGGCCUUACUGGACCAAGUGGGAAAUGAGAUUUGGGAAGCUAUAAAAUCUGGCAGAGCAAUUGAGGAUCCUUCACUGUUGAGCAGUUUUCUUCUCUUGACUUAUGCCGAUUUAAAGAAGUACCAUUUCUACUACUGGUUUGCAUUUCCUGCUUUGUGCUUCCCAGAACCGAUAGUCAUGGUGCAGCCACCAGUCAGCCUAGCAGACAAGUUCUCUACAAGUCAGAUCCAGACUCUCCAAGAAGCCUAUGAUGAACUUUGCCAAAAGGAGGAGACUACAGCGGUCCCUUAUUUUCUGGCCAAAUACACAGAAGAUUCUGUUUCAUUGACAACUUUGAGAAACUGGAAUGAAUUUUUCAAAGGUCAGACCAAGGUCACAGUUUGUGUCUAUGAUCCUUGUACCUUAACCCAGUAUCCAGGAUGGCCCCUGCGAAACCUUCUGGUCCUUAUAGCCUAUAAUUGGGGCAGCUUUCUGGACUCGCUUGAGGUUCUCUGCUUUCGUGAUCGGACUCUGCAAGGGGUCAGAGACACCAGGCACAGCAUCUUCUUUGAAAUAAAACUUCCCCAAAUGGCAUCGGUCGCAGGUUGUCCAAAGUGUGUUGGUUGGGAAAAAAACCAAAAAGGAGGCCUGGGUCCGAGGAUAGUCAAUCUCAGUGAAUGUAUGGAUCCGAAGAGGCUGGCCGAUUCAUCUGUUGAUCUCAAUCUAAAAUUAAUGCGUUGGCGCCUGGUACCAACCCUUGAUCUGGAUCAUGUGGUGACAACGCGGUGUUUGCUACUAGGAGCUGGGACACUUGGCUGCAAUGUAGCACGCACUCUCAUGAGUUGGGGAGUGAGGCAGAUCACCUUUGUGGACAAUGCAAACGUGUCCUACUCCAACCCAGUGCGCCAGUCCUUGUAUGAGUUUGAAGAUUGUCUCGAUGGUGGGAAACCCAAAGCACUAGCUGCAGUGGAUAAACUGCGGAAGAUCUUCCCAGGAGUGAAGGUGGAAGGAUAUAACCUCACCAUACCAAUGCCUGGUCACCCUGUGAAUUUUUCUGAGGUGACGAUGCAACAGGCGCAGAAUGAUGUUGAACAACUGGAGAAGCUCGUUUGUUCGCAUGAUGUGAUUUUCCUGCUAAUGGACACGCGUGAGAGUCGCUGGCUUCCCACGGUCAUCGCUGCCAGUCAGCGCAAGUUGGUUAUUAAUGCAGCUUUGGGGUUCGAUACAUUUGUUGUGAUGAGACACGGUCUGAAGAAGCCCAAGCAGGAGUGUGGAGAACCUGCUUCAGCUGCCACUGCCUCUGUUCCAUCCUCUGUGAUGGGCUCUUCACUCUUCUGCAACAUUCCUGGCCACAAGCUGGGCUGCUACUUCUGUAAUGAUGUGGUAGCACCUGGAGAUUCAACGAGAGACCGCACACUGGACCAACAAUGUACAGUGAGUCGUCCUGGCUUAGCCAUGAUAGCUGGAGCACUUGCGGUGGAGCUGAUGGUUUCUAUACUGCAACAUGCUGAAGGUGGGUAUGCAGUAGCCAGCAGCAGUGACGAUCGGCUGAAUGAACCUCCGACAUCGCUUGGACUUGUCCCUCAUCAGAUCCGUGGCUUCUUGUCAAGGUUUGACAAUGUCCUCCCAGCAAGUCUAGCGUUUGAUAAGUGCACAGCAUGCUCAUCAGUGGUCCUUGACCAUUUUGAAAAAGAAGGCUUUCAGUUCCUGGCUAAUGUUUUCAACUCUUCUCAUUCUUUCCUGGAAGAUCUUACUGGACUGACACUUUUACACCAGGAGACACAGGCAGCCGAGAUAUGGGAUAUGAGUGAUGAUGAAAGCUUCUGAAAGCAGUCUGCGGCUACCAAAUGGAUGACGUUUGAUACUGAGUUGCAACUUGGACUGAUCCCAAAACCCUCUCCAGAAUGCAAUUCUAACGUGCAAUAACAGCCACCCUGGCUGAGCAUUCACUGUCAUUUUCAUUGGUACAUUUGGCUUAAUUAAGAAGCACUUUGUUUUCAAUAAAUACAUUUUAUCUCCUAAUGUUUUUUUUGGAGUUGAAAAUAGGCAAAUGUUCACGAUACGUACAGCCAGACAGCAGUCUAGAGAUGAUUAUCACGGCAUCAGCAAUAAAAGCAAUAAUCUCACAUCUGAAUGUCAAAGCAUAUAUUCAAAGUUAAGGGCCUGUCCCACUGUACGAGCUAAUUCAAGAGUUCUCCCGAGUUUCCCCGAUUCGAACUCGGAGAAUUACGGUAAUAGCCGCUCGUAGGUACUCGGGGCUUUCGUGGACAUUUUUCAACAUGUUGCAAAAUCUUCACGAGUCUUCCCGAGCUUACCGCGUUUCCCGAGAACCUGCCCUUAGCGGUACGAGCCGUUAAGAGACGUCCCGAGCUGCGACGUACCCGCUACGUACAUUCUCCAUGCUUGCCACGAGUUUGAUUUUUUUUAAACUCGGGAGAGCUCUUGAAUUACCUCGUACAGUGGGACAGCCCCUUUAUUCUAUGUAUUUACAGCCAAGCAUUGGAGCAAAUGAUCCAUGCUGCUAAACUGGGGGGACAUAACCAUUUGCUGACGUUCCUAUUCAUUCUUAAAAAUACCAAUUUACGGGUGUCAAUUGUUUUUCUCAAUGUAAAUGGGUUUUUUUAUUGUCAGUGCAAGCCAAUAGUCUUUGUCUAGGAAGGCUCUGCAGAUGCUGGUUUAAACUGGAGAUCGACACAAAAAACUGGAGUAACUCAGCGGGACAGGCAGCAUCUCUGGAGAGAAGGAAUAGAUGACGUUUCAGGUGGAAGAACGGUCUCGACCCGAACGUCACCUAUACCUGAGAUGCUGUCUGGCCAGCUGAGUUACUCCAGCUUUUUUGUGUCGAUCCAAUAGUCUUUUGUGAUUAUUUUAACUAAAUAUGAGGAGUUUUAAUCACUAAAGCUAUUGGCUUCAUUUAUCAUUUUUUUGUGCAAAAUUAACACCUUUUUAACAUCCUGCGACCGACUCUGCAGCCCUGAAACUACUGCAAGUGUAUGUGCUGGUGGAAUCUGCAUGCAAUGUAUACUACCUAACUCCAUCAUUCAUCAUGGCUGAUUUCAUAGGAACUAAAAAUGAACCUGCUUUUUGUUUGUACCAUUCAACUGCUGUUUUGCUCGCUGUAGUUGGUGUUGAAUGAUGUUGAGAAAUAAAAACCUGUAGGCUGAUA
Leucoraja erinaceus (little skate) is the source of this 3488-nucleotide messenger RNA. RefSeq names its product ATG7 autophagy related 7 homolog (S. cerevisiae) (gene atg7). Bases 47 to 2149 code for a protein of 700 amino acids. Gene Ontology annotation, biological process: C-terminal protein lipidation; piecemeal microautophagy of the nucleus; protein modification by small protein conjugation. The record is from RefSeq and is a predicted model, not a curated record. The transcript is spliced from 18 exons. Gene Ontology annotation, molecular function: Atg12 activating enzyme activity; Atg8 activating enzyme activity. Lineage: Eukaryota; Metazoa; Chordata; Chondrichthyes; Rajiformes; Rajidae. Gene Ontology annotation, cellular component: cytoplasm; phagophore assembly site.